UAAAUAUAAAAUAUUUUUGAUUGAAAACGCAACUAAACUGCAACUGCAAUUGGGGAACUGCUAACUGAUUUUGGCCUUGAAAAUGCACAGCAAGUUAAACGCUUAGCUAACUUGGUCGAAGAUGCUCAUCAAAAUUCUACGUAAUCAUGGCUCACGCACAAUUUUGGCAACUCGCAGCCUGCGGCAGCAUCACGACAGCAACUGGCAGCGCCAGAAUGCGGUCAAUGAGCAGCGCCGCAAGGUGAUACCCAAGCUGGUGUAUUUGCAUAAUCCCUGGAAGUAUGUGGUGACCAAGUUCAAUAUGUGGAAGCUGAAGCUGCUGUGGGAUCGCAGCUUCAGCGAGAACGACUUUGUCGAGGGCUCCAAGCAGGCGGCGAUUGUAAUGACCGACAUCAUACGCAAGCAGAGCGGCGAUGAGAUCAGCGAGUUCACCACGCCCGUUGGAUAUCAGCAGAUUACGCGCGACAUGCUGCUCUCGCGCAAUGAUACGCGCCUGAAGCUGGUGCGCUUCAAUAUGGAGCAUCUGCGUCGCGCCAUUCCCAUGAAGGUGGCCACGCGUCAGAAUUAUGGACGCAAAUAUGCGUUCAUCGACAUGCUGUUCGUUGGACUGCGCAACACCAAGGACUUUGAUACGCCCGGCGAGCUGGUGGAGAUCAAUGAGAUACUACGGCGCAUGGAUAGCGAGCUGAAGACACCUACGGAUGCCAUCUCUGUGCCGCAUCGCAUUGUUUUUGCCGAGAUAUUUAUUCGCUUUCGACGCGACUACACGGCCGAGUGGAAGCGCAAGGACGAGGCGCUCAAGUAUCAUCCGCCGCCGCUCGGUGACGCGCCGCCGCCCACCAACUCACGCCGCAGUCGCACGGAGCCGGCGACGCCGCAGUCCGCCCAGACCCAAUUGAUGUCGCGCGCCUUGGCCGGCAUCAACGAUCCCGGCUGGUCGGUCUCCUUCUACAAGAUUCUCACCUUCGAUGUGCUCAACUUUGAUCCGCAGCCAAAUCAACAUUAAUCUCAAGACUUUUCAACGCUGCCUCUUCUUCUUCUUUUAGUCAAUAAAAUUUUGAGUGAUU
Molecule: messenger RNA, 1067 nt
Organism: Drosophila busckii
Lineage: Eukaryota; Metazoa; Arthropoda; Insecta; Diptera; Drosophilidae
Exons: 1
Coding region: 122-1006 (294 amino acids)
Biological process (GO): inner mitochondrial membrane organization; protein insertion into mitochondrial inner membrane from matrix
Cellular component (GO): mitochondrial inner membrane
Molecular function (GO): ribosome binding
Source: RefSeq, a predicted model, not a curated record